Messenger RNA from Varanus komodoensis (Komodo dragon), 2632 nucleotides. It is a transcript of the gene SHC1, whose product is annotated as SHC adaptor protein 1. Lineage: Eukaryota; Metazoa; Chordata; Lepidosauria; Squamata; Varanidae. The record is from RefSeq and is a predicted model, not a curated record. Bases 233 to 2077 code for a protein of 614 amino acids. Gene Ontology annotation, molecular function: receptor tyrosine kinase binding. The transcript is spliced from 13 exons. Gene Ontology annotation, cellular component: plasma membrane. Gene Ontology annotation, biological process: intracellular signal transduction; cell surface receptor protein tyrosine kinase signaling pathway.
GGAGCGCUUGGCAGGGACACACCUGUGGCCAGGAGGGGAAGGGAGGCGUGGGCUUUGGUGUGCCAGACCCAGCCGCGGCUCUCAGCAGCGAUGCCAGCCAUGGGCUUGCUUGGACCGGUUGUGACGUUCGCGCUGUCCUGAUCUCAAGAGACGCUGUCCGCCUGCUGCCCCUCGCCCCAGCUCGAGCAGUCUGCCUCCCGAGCACCCCCUGACCCGGCGGUCUGCCCCUGGGAUGGACCUUCUGCAGAAAAGCAAAUACAACCACCUGCGCAAUGACUCUCUCUCCUCCCUGGAGGAAGGGUCCCUGGCAGCAGAAGGGGACUCCCCUGUCGAGCCCCUGGUGGCCCCUCCUUCCCUCCCCAGCUCCCUGUCUUCGUCCUCGCUCAGCCCCAUGCUGCCCCUGGGCGAGCUGUCGUCGGAGUCGGAGGACAGCCCGACCACCCUGUGCUCCUUCUUUCCCAAGAUGGCCAACCUGAAGCUCUCCAACCCGGCCACCCGCCUCAGCCUCCGGGCCUUCUCCAGGGAGUCAGGCGGCUCUGGCGGAGAGCCCCCUCCCCCACCCCCCGCCAUCACCGCUGCCCCCCUGCCCUCAGACUCAGUGGGGACUGUUGGUCUCUAUUCCCAGGAUAUGAACAAGUUGGGCUGCGGCAAGAAGAUGCGGGUGGAGGGUGGCCAGCUCGGCGGCGACGAGUGGACCCGGCACGGCAGCUUCGUCAACAAGCCCAGCCGCGGCUGGCUGCACCCUGACGACAAGGUGAUGGGGCCUGGCGUCUCCUAUCUCGUCCGGUACAUGGGUUGCGUGGAAGUCCUUCAGUCGAUGCGGGCACUUGACUUCAGCACAAGGACCCAAGUCACAAGGGAGGCCAUUGGCCUCGUCUGCGAAGCUGUGCCUGGGGCCAAGGGUGCCGUCCGCAGGAGAAAGCCCUGCGGCCGUGCUCUCAACUCCAUCUUGGGCAAGAGCAACCUGAAGUUUGCUGGCAUGCCCAUCACACUCACCAUCUCCACCAGCAGCCUCAAUCUCAUGGCGUCUGACUGUAAACAGAUCAUCGCCAACCAUCAUAUGCAGUCCAUUUCGUUUGCAUCAGGAGGGGAUCCGGACACAGCUGAGUAUGUCGCAUAUGUUGCCAAAGACCCCGUCAAUCACAGAGCCUGCCACAUCUUGGAAUGCCCAGAGGGGCUGGCGCAAGACGUGAUCAGCACCAUUGGGCAGGCCUUCGAAUUGCGCUUCAAGCAGUACCUCAAGAACCCCCCCAAGCUCGUCACCCCACACGACAGGAUGGCAGGCUUUGAUGGCUCAGCCUGGGACGAAGAGGAGGAUCCACCGGCCGAUCAGCAGUACUACAACGACUUCCCUGGGAAGGAGCCGCCCUUGGGUGGCAUGGUGGACCUGCGUGUACGGGAUGGAGCCCCCACGGCCCAGGCAUCCAACCACCUGGGAGCCACUCUGCCUGUUGGCCAGAUGUCUUGCGGAGACUCCAGGAAGCCACCCCCCGCCGCACAAGGAAGGGAUAGAUGUCCUCCUGGGCGCACGGAUCUUUUUGAUGAUCCCUCCUACGUGAACGUGCAGAAUUUGGAGAAGACGCGGCAGGGCGGCCCGGGAGUCACUGCCAACGGCAGCGCCCAGAGGGACCUCUUUGACAUGAAGCCCUUCGAGGAUGCCUUGCGGGUGCCGCCUCCCGCGGCCCCCCCCGCACAGCUGGUGGCCUCCAUGGAGGAGCAGCUGCGGCGCGAGCCCUGGUACCACGGCCGGAUGAGCCGGAAGGAAGCCGAGCAGCUGCUGCAGGCCAACGGGGACUUCCUGGUGCGGGAGAGCACCACCACGCCGGGCCAGUACGUGCUGACCGGAUUGCAGGGCGGGCAGCCCAAGCACCUGCUUCUCGUGGACCCCGAAGGCGUGGUCCGGACCAAGGAUCACCGCUUUGAGAGCGUCAACCACCUCAUCAGCUACCACAUGGACAAUCGGCUGCCGAUCAUCUCGGCUGGCAGCGAGCUUUGCCUCCAGCAGCCAGUGGAACGGAGAUCGGCUGAGGAUCACCAUCCCAAAGAAAUGACUUUGAUGUAUAGAGCAUGGUUUUAAAAUCCAGGAAAAUGCAGCUGGAACGCCGAGCAAAAUGGAAAGGAGGACCACGCAUUUUCUCAAGUUAAUGAUGCAUUCUUGGUAGCUGUGUUAGUUUUGGUGGCAUCCUUUGUCCUGUUUUAUUAUUUAAGAAAAUCUCAUCUGGGUAAGAUGGUGCUUGGUGCAGCAGAACAGAGGCAUCCAUAUUUUCAUUAAAAAUAACAGAAUGGCUGAAAUGAGGUACUGCAUUGGAGCAGGCGCUUUGCUGCAGAAUUCCUUGCUGAGCGUUUUGUAAUCUGGACAACCAACAACCUGAAAGUUAACUUUUUGCUGACCCUGAUCGUGGUUCAAAGGCACAAUGAGCUUUCCAUACUGGUAUUUUAUGUCUUGACAAGCUGUUUUGAACCGUUUGUGCAGAAUUUUUUAACACAAAACUUGGAUUGUUCUAGAAUUAACAUACAAUUGAUGCUUUGAUUUUAUGCCCCUGCCCCCUGUAUUGUAAACAUAAAUGCAGGGUUGCACUGUUUAAUGUUUCAUCUGCUAGAAGAAUGUGACUAAAAUGGCAAACCCAAUCAA